This is a messenger RNA of Plasmodium vinckei vinckei, 423 nucleotides long. RefSeq names its product conserved Plasmodium protein, unknown function. NCBI's taxonomy places the organism in Eukaryota, Apicomplexa, Aconoidasida, Haemosporida, Plasmodiidae. The record is from RefSeq and is a predicted model, not a curated record. The transcript has a single exon. The coding region runs from base 1 to 423 and encodes 140 amino acids.
AUGUUGAAAAAUUACUUCAAAAGUAUAUUUAGAUUUCCUCAAAAAUGUGUAGAUGCAUAUGUUAGCAAUUAUAAAAAUGAAUUUUUAAAGACAAAUAUAUUUCAUUAUAAUAGUUUAAUUUUUAAUAAAAAUCAUUGUGCUGUUAAUAGGAUUACCAAUUUACACUUUUUCUAUUUAAAAUAUAAAUUUAACUUUAUAUUAAAUAGUAAUAUAAGUACAAAAAGAAGGCGAUAUUUUAAAAUAAGGAAACAUCAAAAAAAAAAAUACAAAAAAAAAAGAAUGGGAUUAUCCACUAUUCCCUGGAUACCAAAAAAAGAAAAAAUCAGAACAUAUAAAUUACCAAAUCAAAGUAGGUUAAUAAAUAAAAGAUUUAUGCGUGACAAAAAAGGUGGACGAAGAUAUCGUUUAAAAAAACAACGCUGA